AGCCCUGCUCACAUCCCAGGAGGCAUCAGAGGAUGACCCCGAACUAGGCAUGCUCACACUGGAGAAGCUAUGUGAAGGAAAGAGGCGUGUCCUGUUCAUCGGCAUUUCCUGUGGCCUGUCAGCUCCAUUUGUAGCAGGACAGCUGGACUUUUGUCUGAAACACCCUGACAUCUACACUCCUGUACUGGUGGGAUUCAACCCCGUCACACAGGCCAGGGAGGAGACCAUGCCAGGCUACAGUCUGACUUUCAGGGAAGUGGUCCAGAGGAUGGAGGAGCAGAGAGGUCAAAGGGCAUUCAUCAUCAACCCAGCAGUUGGGCCAGAGGCCAUCAGUGGUUCCUCCAGAAUGAAGGGGGGCAGUGCCACCAAGAUCCUACUGGAGACCAUCCUGGCAGCCGCACACACAGCUGCCUUCGCCAACACACACGCCACACGCAGGUUUUAG
Messenger RNA from Oncorhynchus masou masou (cherry salmon), 445 nucleotides. Its product is annotated as glucokinase regulatory protein-like. The record is from RefSeq and is a predicted model, not a curated record. The annotation marks the transcript as partial. Gene Ontology annotation, molecular function: carbohydrate binding; enzyme inhibitor activity; fructose-6-phosphate binding. Lineage: Eukaryota; Metazoa; Chordata; Actinopteri; Salmoniformes; Salmonidae. The transcript has 5 exons. Gene Ontology annotation, cellular component: cytosol; nucleoplasm. Gene Ontology annotation, biological process: response to fructose; glucose homeostasis; negative regulation of glucokinase activity.